Molecule: messenger RNA, 1779 nt
Organism: Tetrahymena thermophila SB210
Lineage: Eukaryota; Ciliophora; Oligohymenophorea; Hymenostomatida; Tetrahymenidae
Exons: 3
Source: RefSeq, a predicted model, not a curated record
AUGAUCAGAAAGAUAUCAAAUUUAGUUUAUAAGCAGUAAAAGAUCUUAGCUAAUUCAUAUGUCUUAGCCAACCUGACAUAAUAAGUCUAAAUAACUUCUGCACAUAAAAAUUUAUGCCGAAUUCCUUACUACUCUUUUUGUCUUUCAAAGUAGUUGUCAGAAAUCAGCAAGAAUAUUUAUAAUAGAAAACAAAUAGAAUAUGAAGAUGUUCUAAACUUGUACACAAAAGAAAAUUUAGAAAAAUUGUCAUGGGAAUAAAUAGUUGAAAGUGUUGUAGUCAUUUCUUAGUACACUAAAGUUGUAGAGUCCCUAGACUUAGCACAUCACUCAUAAAUAAAACUAGGGUUGUAAAUAUUUUUGAAAGCUAUUGCUGAAAAAAAUUAUAAAAUACAAGAUUAUUUUGAGUUAAUCGCUUCAAACUACCGUGUAAUAAGUCAUAAAGAAUUUAGAAAAUAUAUUGAGCCAAUAUGGAAAUCUGUAGAAUCAUAAAUAGAUUCAUUAGACAUCAAUGAAGUAAUUAAGAUAGGAUACUUGUAUUUAGUGCCAUUCUUGACUGAAGAAAGCAAAUAAGAUGGAUUAAAUCCUCAUUUAGAUCUUAAUUUUUAAAUUCUUUCUAGAAACGCAUAAAAAUAUAAAUAAUAGCUCGAAAUACUUCAUCCAGAUUUAUCAGCAUAUUUCUGUGUUCUUCUAAAGUUUGCUUUUUUACAUGCUAAAGACUAAAAACUACAAAUGAGUGAAGACUUAGAACAGCUAAUUAAUCUUUUGACUGAGAAAAUUACAGAGGACAUCAACUAUUACUGCCCUUAAAAAUUGUAUCAAAUAAUGGAUCAUGUUAUAUUUUUGUCUGGAUCAGAAUAUUUUGAAUAAGUAUGCAUCUACUUUGAAAAAAGAUUAAUUGAGUAAGAUAAAGAAAUCUAAAAAUAGAUAGAAAGUAAAAAUUCUACUGAUAAAAAAGAUGUAAUUGAUUUUUCAAAGGAUGUAGAAAAUAGAUAACCCUUGUACAUGAAUUAAUGGCUUGAUAUGUGCCUUGAUGUUUACAAUUAAGGAAGAUAAAACUUAGAAUUAUAUGAAUACGCUCUAUAAAAACUUAAAGACUUGUCAGAAAGUGAUAUGAUCUCUUUGAAGAGGGAUUAUAUCCCUUAAAUUUUCUUUAUUUUUUCGAAAUCUAAAUGCUUAGAUGCUCACAUUCUUGAAAAAUACAAACAAUAUUUGCUUAGUUAUCUUCCUAACUAUAAUUAAGAAUAAAUUGCCAAGAUUUACUUUGCUUAUUCUUACUCUGAUGCUCUUGAUAAACUUACUUUUGAAAACAUAUUAUAUUACUUUGAAACAAAUCCUUUGGAUUUAAAUAGUUUAGGAAUAAUUUUCUUCACUUUGGCGACUAAAAGUGAUGAUGAAUUUUCAGAUAGAAUUAUGGACUUACUGCGCGAAGAAAAAAUAAUUUAUGUUUUACAAGCAGAUGAAUAGAAUUGCGACUCACAAUUUUUGUUGAGUUUCCUUUAUUUCAUAAUUAAAAAGAGCCAACUUGAAAAUUAGAUUUAUUAAAGCUAUAUUUUAGAGAAAUUAAAACAUUAGAAAGGGUCUUCAGAAGAAAUAUAAACUCUACUGGUCAAUAUUUUAAAAAUUUUAAAUGAAAAUGUUAUUGAAGUAAAAGAAAAUCUCCAUCAAGACUUCAAAGAUUAUAUUUUAAAAACUUAUGAAGAAAAUAAAGGUGAGAUGCAUGAGGAUGUUUCUUAACUUUUGCAACAAUAUUUUACAUCUUUAGGUUUAAAUCCAAAAUGA